AUGGAUUUGAUCAAAUUUGCAGUUUUGAUGACACUUUGGUUGGAGUUUACUGACAGCAGUAGCAUACUCCUUGCACCACUUGAUAUAGGUUAUAAUAGUCGAGUGAGAAAUGUUUUGAGAAUUGGGCGAAUGUUACUACAAGCUGGCCAUGAAGUGACUGUAAUCGUGUCAGAUAGGAUAGAGAAUGAAUCUCUAUUUAAACAUGCAGAGGGCUUUAACUUGGACUUGACAUUUAGGGUUUUAAAGUACAAGACCCCCACAUUCGAUCUGGAUACAGCCUACUCCACAGCAAAUCAGGAAUGGCUCAAUAGUAUGGUAUAUCAACCCUAUACAACCCUUCUUCAAAUCGUAGGACAAGCAUAUGAAGAAAACUUAAAAUUCGCAUUGGGAGACAAGGAAAUGUGGAAUGAAAUAGCGUCAUCAAAAUUUGAUCUAAUUUUUGCAGAUGACUCUGUAUUUUUUCCGAGACUAGUUUCUGCAUAUUUUGACAUUCCAAUGAUAGUCUACUCUAACUGGGGUCCUAUGUCAACUGAUACUAACUUCGUUCCACGAUAUAAUUUGGCGUAUGUUCCUGCUUUUUUCCCUACUUAUAGUGAUGAAAUGACAUUUUUAGAACGGUUUAUGAACGUUUUGGAGUAUUCGCUUAUAAAGUGGACAUGGUACAAUAUGUACAAUAGAUUCAUCUCUAUCUGCAGGGAACACGGCUACGGUGACGCAUGUGACAAUAUAAGAGAUGCAUACAAGACUAUAUCACUAUUCAUGAUAAACAGAAAUGACGCUAUCCAUUACCCCGCCCCAUAUAUGCCCCAUAUCAUAUCUGUUGAAGGAUUUUUCUUAAAGUCUGAAACAGAACCUUUAGAAACAGAGUACAGCAAUAUCAUCAAGAACGCAGGAGAACAAGGAAUAAUUGUUGCCAGUUUAGGAUCUAUGCAUCGGAGAUUAAGUUAUAAGACGAGAGAAAAGUUCGCAACUGCCUUCGCUGCAAUGCCUCAGACUGUUAUAUGGAGCUAUGAGGGUCCCCUACCAAAAGGACUUGGCAAUAACACCAUCGUGAAAAAAUGGAUCCCUCAAGAGAGUCUUUUGGCACAUUCCUCUACAAAGUUAUUUGUGACACACUGUGGAGCGUCUGCGUUAUUCCAAGCAUUGCAUUAUGCUACACCAACUGUUGGAUUGCCAUUCUUUUGGGACCAGCCUUAUAACUGCCACAAACUAACUCACAAAGUAAAGUCUGGGAAAACAGUUUUACCCAUAGAAAUGAUGAGUGAAGAACUGAAGAACGCUAUGCAAGAGGUGAUCAGUGAUAAACGCUAUAAAGAUAAUGCGAAUAAAGCUGCUGAUAUCUACCAUAGCCAACCUAUUGAUCCAAAGAAAAAGCUUAUGUAUUGGAUAGAGUACGUCAUCAGACAUAAAGGGGCUCAUCAUUUAAGGUCUCAUGCAGAAAACGAGCUAAAACUUUUCCAAUACUAUCUACUUGAUAUAAUUGCAUUGGUUAUGUGCUCUUUGGUUGUAUUUGGUGGUAUAAUCGCCAUUAUUAUCACAUAUUUAAUUAAAUGCAUCUUAUUUGAUCACAAAAUGAAAAAGGACUAG
This is a messenger RNA of Owenia fusiformis, 1587 nucleotides long. The record is from the annotation of a GenBank genome assembly. Lineage: Eukaryota; Metazoa; Annelida; Polychaeta; Sabellida; Oweniidae.